Chenopodium quinoa (quinoa) is the source of this 1326-nucleotide messenger RNA. RefSeq names its product protein FAR1-RELATED SEQUENCE 5-like. The transcript is spliced from 2 exons. Bases 1 to 1326 code for a protein of 441 amino acids. Lineage: Eukaryota; Viridiplantae; Streptophyta; Magnoliopsida; Caryophyllales; Amaranthaceae. Gene Ontology annotation, biological process: regulation of DNA-templated transcription. The record is from RefSeq and is a predicted model, not a curated record.
AUGAGCGACGACAACUUUAGUACGCCGGAGCAGUCGUCGGAAGAAUCUGAUUCGGAGGUUGAAGACGGCGGUGACGGUGUGAAUUAUAGUGCAAAUUUCGUGACAGACAAGGUUUUUCGAACGUUUGAUGAAGCAGUUAGUUGGGCAGAUGCUGUUGCAAUAAAUCUGGGAUUUAUUUUGGUGAAAUCGUCUUUCAACAGACAGAGAGAUGGUCGACCAUAUCGAUAUUUAAGAUGUGAUCGGGGACGCAGGAAUAAGCCGAGAGAUCUUGAGAACGCAAUAAGGAAGGACACGAAAACCAAAGCCAAUGGUUGUCCUUUCUACAUCAAGAUAUCUUUCAAUUUUGUCAACGACUGUUGGUUAAUCACGGCGAAAAAUGAUGUAACUGGGACCCACAACCAUCCAAUGAUUGCGUAUCAAGAGGGGCAUCGUAAAAUAAGCGGGUUAAGCCCAGAAGCGAAGCAGGUUGUGCGUAACAUGACCAAGUCUAAGGUAGCACCGCGUAACAUCAUGGCGACCAUUGCCGAGAAAUUUCCUCAGGAUCAUCCAGACAUUAGACACAUCUACAACUGCCGAAAUGACUUCAGAACCGAGAUGUCAGAUGGGAGAGGAGUUGUUCAGCAGUUUCUACAUUUGGCUAGACAGAGUCAGUAUGUCUACUGGGUAUUGUCUGAUGAUCAAGGCGUUUUACAGCACGCCUUCAUGGCGCAUCCAGUCAUGGUAGACAUCCUACGGACGUACCCGCAUGUGAUCGGUAUGGAUUCCACAUACAAGACCAACCGAUACGGAAUGCCGUUCUUUGAGAUAGUUGGUGUGACACCGAAAAAUCAAAAUUUCCUCGUCGGUUACGUCUUCAUGCGCAACGAGUGCACGGCCAGCUAUCGAUGGGUUUUGCAGAGAUUGAGAGACUUGAUCGGUUUUGAUAAGGAACCGUCGGUUUUCUUGACUGAUCGUGAGCUGGGGCUAGUUACGGCAUUGAAGGAAGUGUUUCCAGGGACCUCGCACUUACUUUGUCGAUGGCAUAUUAACAAAGAUGUUGAGGCUCGUGUCACUGAUAUGUUCAAAAGCAAAAAGGUUGGUGCGACAUUCAAAAACGGGAGAUGGAAACGUGUGAUGGACGCUGCAACCGAGGAGGAUUAUGAGGCUGCUGUAGAGACGAUGAAACUGAAAUGGGCAAGUUAUCCAAAGGUGAUAGAGUAUGUUGAGAGGACUUGGCUUUGUCAUAAAACAAAGUUUGUGACCAUCCUCAACAAAAACCUCGUUGAGGAAGGAAGGAUGAGUACGGUUUCCACUCUUGUCCAGAAACAAACAUUCGCCAAGAACUAA